Messenger RNA from Lycium barbarum (goji berry), 919 nucleotides. RefSeq lists its product as uncharacterized. Bases 33 to 713 code for a protein of 226 amino acids. The transcript is spliced from 5 exons. The record is from RefSeq and is a predicted model, not a curated record. NCBI's taxonomy places the organism in Eukaryota, Viridiplantae, Streptophyta, Magnoliopsida, Solanales, Solanaceae.
CUCUAUUUCAGGAAAAAUUUGACAGUGACGACAUGAUUGAUCAUAGAGGUCAUGUUCUGCAACAUAUGAGAAAACUUUGGAAUAAUUGGAGAGGAUCAUUGCACAAGAAAAUGAAAUCGAAGUCAUUGCAUGAGGUUCUAAAAGAUGAGCCGGCAGGAGUAGAAAAGAGUGAUUGGCAAUGGUUGGUCAAGGAGCAUUUCUUAUCUGAUAAAUUUAAGGAAGCAAGUACAAGAAACUCAGUCAAUAGGUCUAAGGUAUUUAUGCCUCAUCGUACGGGUAGCAAACCUUAUAGAGAGAUUAAUUACGAAAUGGGAGGCAAAGAUGGUAAUCCACCAAACAUGACAAUUAUUUUCUUUGAGACUCAUAAGAAGGACGAUGAGCUUGUCGAACCUGAAACCAUCGAAAAAUAUGCUGAAAUCCAAGAGCUGGUACAAUCUGAACCGUCUCUUACUAAUAUUGAGGUAGUGGAAAGGUGCUUUGGACCUCAAUGCAAAAGUCAUGCAGUUGGAUUUGGGGGUGGGAUAACCACUAAGGAGUUGAAAGGUGGUACCACCUCAAAGGCUGCAUUGUUGGAAGAGCUUAAAACAACUAAAAAAGAAAAGGAAUCACUACAAAACCGCAUGUAUAUUCUGGAGAGUAAAUAUGAACGGCUUGAACGUAUAUUGGUUCGUCAGCCUUCAUCACCUCCACUAGAUCAAGAACUUGAAGAUUGAAGAAAUGUGCUCGAACAAAGUGCAGAGCAAGUUGAAGCGCAUUAUGUUUAUUGUUUUAUUAGUAUUGGUGCAGAGACGUCAUUUGUACAUAUGCUACAAUUUCCUUUUCUCAAUUUUUAGGAUUUGAUGGAUUUAUUUUGUUGGACAUAUAUAUGUUUUUCAGUAAUUAAUGUGAUGUUUAGGUUUUUGCGCCUAACAAUGAAAUU